AAUAAUUCGUGGGCUUUUCAUUUUCUUGGCGAAACUAUAAACAAUUUCAACCCCGAGUUUCGCUGCUCUUUUUUAGGGUCUCAAUUACGUACAAGGGAUAUUUCUGCAUUUUGUUGUUGUAUUGAUAAAAGGAUUUGGAAUAGCAUUUGAGGCUUUGAAUCUGAGCAAAGAUUCUGUUUUUUCAUUUGAUGCCCAAAAGGUUGAAUUUUUAUGGUGUAAUUAGGUUUGUAUGCGAAACAGAUUUUUGAUCCGUUCAUAGACGGUGGCGUUUUGGUGCAGCUUUAACCACGGAUUUAGAUCUGAGAUUAGGCUAAUUGUGAUACUUUUGAGUUGAUUGACGUUUUAUGUUGUUCAAGGUGUAGAAGGAUUGAGGGAUUUUUGGGGGGAAUAGACAGUGCUCCAAGCUCUGGUGGAAAAGAAAGGACAAAAGGAAUUGGUGAAAAAGGGUGUUGGUUUAUCUAAAGGAGAGCUAUCUUCUAGUGAUUUUAUUGGGGUUGGGUGAUUUUGAUCCAGGGCUGUUUUUUCUCAUCUUGGGAAUUUCUUUAGCUGCUUCUCUGACAGGUUGAAAUUAGUUGGUUGUUUCUCUUGUUGAAGAAAUUUAGAUUGAUGAUAUGUGAAGGAGAAUGGCUGCGGGUGCUGAGUUAACACAUCCAUUUACUAUUGUAGAGAGCGAUUUUAGUAAUGAUAAUAGCAGUGAGGUUUCUGAGGUGAAAGAUGUAAUAGUAUCAGAUAACUCGGAAGAACUGCCGCAGACAGUGAAUGGUAAACCGCCACGGCAUUUGUCAGUUGUGCGGCACUCUCUCGGAGCUGAUGCUCUCAUGCCGCCUUCGGAGUUGGAUUCUUGUCAUGGGAUGACUGGAGUCAAGUCCCCUACAGAUCUAAUAUCUAGCUAUACACCGAUUUUUCGGUCUGGAAGCUGUGCUGAGAAAGGUCCUAAGCCAUACAUGGAAGACGAACAUAUCUGUGUAGACGACUUACCCCAAUAUCUAGAUAAUGUCUCUGGUUUCUCUUCAAGUGCAGCUUUCUACGGGGUGUUUGAUGGUCAUGGAGGCACAGAUGCCUCGUCGUUUGUCAAGAACAAUAUUCUCAAUUUUAUAGUCGAGAGCUCCUGUUUUCCAGCAUGCAUGGAGAAAGCAAUCAAGAGUGCAUUUCUUAAAGCUGAUUACGCGUUUGCGGAUGAUAGUUCCCUCGACAUAUCAUCUGGCACCACGGCCUUGACUGCAUUCAUAUGUGGAAGAAAACUGAUAGUCGCUAAUGCUGGAGACUGUCGAGCUGUCCUGGGGAAGCGAGGUAAAGCAAUCGAGAUGUCUAAAGAUCACAAGCCAAAUUAUGCUUCUGAGAGGCAAAGAAUCGAGAAACUAGGAGGAGCCAUCUAUGACGGUUACCUCAACGGGCAGCUCUCCGUGUCACGGGCGCUGGGAGAUUGGCACAUGAAGGGGCCAAAAGGGUGCAGCUGCCCUCUGAGCGCCGAGCCUGAGUUGCAGGAGACAUGGCUGACGGAGGAGGAUGAGUUCUUGAUCAUUGCCUGCGACGGCCUCUGGGAUGUGAUGAGCAGCCAAUGUGCCGUCACAAUGGCUAGGAAAGAGCUGAUGCUUCACAAUGACCCUCAACGAUGCUCGAGAGAAGUGGUUAGGGAGGCGCUGAAACGCAACACGUGUGAUAAUCUGACGGUGGUGGUCGUCUGCUUCUCGCAGGAUCCUCCGCCCCGGAUUGAGAUCGUCCCGGGCCGAGUUCGGCGGAGCAUAUCGGCAGAAGGGCUGAAUCUUCUCAAAGGCGUGUUGGAAGGUAACUAGAUAGACAUGUAUGUCAUUUCUUGAUAAUUCACCUUUUGUAUAUGUGACUCUACUGUUUGUCGUGUAUAUCAUAUUAUUCUUAUUUCA
This is a messenger RNA of Salvia hispanica, 1880 nucleotides long. It is a transcript of the gene PP2CG1, whose product is annotated as Protein phosphatase 2C family protein. The record is from RefSeq and is a predicted model, not a curated record. Gene Ontology annotation, molecular function: cation binding; protein serine/threonine phosphatase activity. Lineage: Eukaryota; Viridiplantae; Streptophyta; Magnoliopsida; Lamiales; Lamiaceae. Gene Ontology annotation, biological process: protein dephosphorylation.